UUCCACUCCUCAUAGGCGACAAUUUUUAAGCACCACCACCAUCCCCACCUUUCCCACUUCAUUUUUUUCUCUCUCGCGUGCGGUUACGCGCUUACUCUUAUUUUCUUACUCUUAACUCUUAAGAGAUUUCAGUAAUACAUAAAUAUUCUAAAGAUGUCGCCAACUGAAUCAUCACGGGAGGAGAAUGUUUACAUGGCCAAGUUGGCCGAACAGGCUGAGCGUUAUGAAGAAAUGGUUGAGUUUAUGGAGAAGGUAGCUAAAGCCGUUGAUGUUGAGGAGCUCACUGUUGAGGAAAGAAACUUGCUUUCCGUGGCUUACAAGAACGUGAUUGGAGCUAGAAGGGCCUCAUGGAGGAUCAUCUCCUCUAUUGAACAGAAGGAGGAAAGUAGAGGAAAUGAGGACCAUGUCAAGAUAAUUAAGGAGUACAGGGGAAAGAUUGAGUCUGAGCUGAGCAAGAUCUGUGAAGGAAUUUUGAACCUUUUGGAGUCACAUCUUAUUCCCUCAGCCUCAUCUGCCGAGUCUAAGGUCUUCUAUCUUAAGAUGAAGGGUGAUUACCAUAGGUACUUGGCUGAAUUUAAGACUGGAGCUGAAAGAAAGGAAGCUGCUGAGAGCACUUUGUUGGCUUACAAGUCAGCUCAGGACAUUGCUCUUGCAGAAUUGGCUCCUACUCACCCAAUUAGGCUUGGACUUGCUCUUAACUUCUCCGUGUUUUAUUACGAAAUCCUCAACUCGCCUGAUCGUGCUUGCAAUCUUGCAAAACAGGCUUUUGAUGAGGCUAUUUCUGAGCUUGAUACAUUAGGCGAGGACUCGUACAAGGACAGUACAUUGAUCAUGCAACUUCUCCGAGACAAUCUGACACUCUGGACUUCUGACAUCACGGAUGAUGCUGGGGACGAGAUCAAGGAAGCAUCAAAACGUGAAACAGGGGAAAGCACCGGACAGCAGUGAUGACUGAAGAGCUUGGAUAAAGAAGGAUGUGAACUCUGUAUUAUGAUUUUUAAGUAGAUCCCCCAUGGUUGUAGUUGCACAUUUUCUUAAUGAAUGAACUCGAUGUCCCUGAUGUCUUCAGGAUUGGAAAUAUUCCAACGUAUUAUAUAUUUUGCUAUUUUGCUUUUCAUAAA
Humulus lupulus (European hop) is the source of this 1121-nucleotide messenger RNA. RefSeq names its product 14-3-3-like protein A. Gene Ontology annotation, cellular component: cytoplasm. The record is from RefSeq and is a predicted model, not a curated record. Gene Ontology annotation, biological process: signal transduction. Bases 154 to 948 code for a protein of 264 amino acids. The transcript has 5 exons. Lineage: Eukaryota; Viridiplantae; Streptophyta; Magnoliopsida; Rosales; Cannabaceae.